GAUGGCGACUACCUACGAAAGCUUCAAAUUGCACACGACUCCCGAAAAAUUUUACAUCGAGGCCUGUGAUGAUGGGGUCAAUGAUGUCCUUUCCAUCGAUAGAGUGUCUACAGAAAUGACACUCACAGUGAGAAAGGACAUUCCUCCAUCCGCCGUAACCCGACCAAUCUACGGUAUAAUGGGAACAAUUCGACUGGUGGCGGGCAUGUACCUUAUUGUAAUCACAAAGAAGAAAAAGAUGGGAGACUUACUGGGCCAUCCCAUUUGGAAGGCGGUUGAGUUUGAUGUCAUCUCCUACAAGAAGACUGUUUUGCACCUUACAGAUAGCCAGAUGCAAGACAACAAGACCUUCUUAUCCAUGAUCAACAAUGUCCUCAACACAGACGGUUUUUAUUUCGCCACCAAUUAUGACCUGACGCACACCCUUCAACGCUUAUCCAACACCAGUCCUGAGUUUCAGGAAAUGAGCUUACUGGAGAGGGCGGAUCAGAGAUUUGUGUGGAACGGACAUCUGCUCAGAGAAUUCCUUGCACAGCCAGAGCUGCAUAAGUUUGCCUUCCCUGUUAUUCAUGGCUUCAUUGUAAUGAAGUCCUGCUGUAUCAAUGGUAAAGUCUUUGACUGGAACAUCAUUUCUAGGAGGAGCUGCUUUCGGGCCGGAGUACGUUAUUAUGUUCGAGGAAUCGACUCAGAAGGCCACGCUGCUAACUUUGUGGAAACAGAGCAGAUAGUCCAGUACAACGGAGGGAAGGCUUCCUUUGUACAGACUAGGGGUUCGAUUCCCUUUUACUGGUCUCAGAGGCCUAACCUGAAGUACAAACCAAAGCCACAGAUCAGCAAAUACGUCAAUCAUCUCGACGGCUUCCAAAGACAUUUCGAUUCCCAGAUCAUAACGUAUGGAAAACAAGUUAUUUUAAACCUGAUCAAUCAGAAAGGUUCGGAAAAACCACUCGAGCAGGCUUUUGCGAAGAUGGUGGCCAGUUUGGGGAACGGGAUGGUUAAAUACGUAGCGUUCGACUUCCAUAAAGAGUGCAGUCGAAUGAGGUGGCACCGUCUGCAGAUCUUAGUGGACACGGUCGCAGAGAUGCAGGACGAGUAUGGCUACUUCUUGGUGGACGCGGAUGGAACGGUCCAACUCCAGCAGGAGGGGACAUUUCGCAGUAACUGCAUGGACUGCCUGGACCGUACCAACGUCAUUCAGAGUCUGCUGGCUCGCAGGUCUUUACAGUCACAAUUAGAGCGAAUGGGAGUUCUCCAUGUAGGCCAGAGAAUCGAGGAGCAGGCCGACUUUGAGAAGAUUUAUAAAAACGCGUGGGCAGACAAUGCCAAUGCUUGUGCCAAGCAGUACGCUGGCACAGGGGCUCUGAAGACGGAUUUCACAAGAACUGGAAAGAGGACCCACUGGGGCUUGAUGAUGGACGGCUGGAACUCCAUGGUCAGAUACUACAGGAAUAACUUCUCAGAUGGCUUUAGACAGGACUCCAUUGACCUUUUCCUGGGCAACUAUGCUGUGGAUGAGGCAGAUAUGGGCUCCGUCCUUCACGAGCCCAAAGACUGGAAGUUCCUCACGCUUCCCAUCAUUAUGGUGGUUGCCUUCUCCAUGUGUAUUAUCUGUCUGCUGAUGGCGGGUGACACGUGGACGGAGACGUUGGCCUACGUGCUGUUUUGGGGAACGGCGAGCUUCGCCACCGGUGGUUUCAUCCUCUUCAACGGCCGAGACUUCGUGGACGCCCCGAAGCUGGUGCAGAAGGAGAAGAUGGACUGAAUGUGUGUGUGUGGAAAGCAGCUGGGUCCCGCAGACUCUUCUUCAUCCUCCUCUUCCUCCUCCGCCCCAUCCUCUUACUCUCGGCUCCGUCAGGGCUGGAGCCUGUACUGAUGCCGCGUCUCCGUGGAACGGGAAGAUGGCGGAGUCAAACCAGGAGGAAUAAGAAGGAGGAGGAGGAGGAGGAGGGGAAAGAAGAAGAGUGGGGGCCAGACGGGGCCUGGAAGGUCGUGUGUCAGAAAGACAGUAACUUCACGUCUUCAUACUGCAGCUCACACAUGCCUGCUGCUCUCCACACUGUUGUCGUGUCUCGGAGGAGGAGAACAAAAAAAAAAACAGGAAAAAAAACCCCUCCUCUAUCACCAGCCUUGCACUCUUUUCACUUCAAAUGCUUUACCAAUGUCCCGUUGGAGCACUUUGGAGUGGGACCACAUCCUUCUCUAUCUCUCUCUCUCCUACGGAUGCCUGGACCAUAUCAUGUUCACUCACCUACUGCCAUGAGGGCCUGGCCCCAUUCUCUCGUGGCGUACACAUACCGAAACGCCGUGUUUUUCGUCGGUGGCUGUUUUUCCAUUUUGACGCCUGUCGGCAGAUCCGUGCUUCUUCAUUUCAUUGGUUUACGUUGAUUGAGGAGGCGGGGUCGAAGGUGGCAGGGCGUCUUUAAUGGAAACUCCUUUGUAUUCGAAAACAUCGCCAUUGUAAUCCCGGUAUAACCAUUAGGAGUUAGAAAUUUACCCAAUGGUUAGACACUAGAGCCAAGGAUGUAUUUGGACAUUUAGCGAGUCAUGUUUUUGUCUUGGUCUUCCCUCCACAAGUCGGACUUUUUCUUUUUUCCUCAGUUUGUUUAUUUCUCGUAAGGUCCAUCAUUUCAGCCAAUGAAGAGCAAACAUCAUUUAGAAUGAAAAAUUUCAUUAGUUGACCCCCGGAGCAAUGAGUCGGUCCAACCUGUGCUAUGUUAGGGUUAAAAAACAAAACAAAAUUGAUGAUGUUAACCUGUAACAAGAAAUGGGACCAAAGUCUCAUUGUCCAGUGGGAAAAGAGUUCUUAAGGGUGGCGGAUACACAUCUGCUUUCUUUCUUUCAUCUCUCUCUCUUCUCUCUCUCUCUCUCUGUUUGACUGAAUUUUCUGCAUCUUAGGAAGUGGCCUGUCACUAAAUGGUGGCAUUUUAAACCUCUCUCUCUCUCUCUCUCUCUCAUAUGUGCUUUUAUUUCUGUGACUCUGUGGGAGAUGCCGUGCAGUCUUGCAGAGUCCACUGGAGGAACGCCUGCCUUAAGUUUGGGAAGAGGGAUCGUCCGCAAGAGAGAACUGUACAUAAAAUCAUACUGCAUUGUUAUUAUUGUAAUAACGCAGGAGUUCCUGCUCCUCUGUGACAUCCUGCUUAUCACAGAAUGUAAAAGGAAUAUAUCUGUAAUAU
Messenger RNA from Chanos chanos (milkfish), 3173 nucleotides. RefSeq names its product SAC1 like phosphatidylinositide phosphatase b (gene sacm1lb). Gene Ontology annotation, molecular function: phosphatidylinositol-4-phosphate phosphatase activity. Gene Ontology annotation, biological process: phosphatidylinositol dephosphorylation. Gene Ontology annotation, cellular component: endoplasmic reticulum. Bases 2 to 1762 code for a protein of 586 amino acids. NCBI's taxonomy places the organism in Eukaryota, Metazoa, Chordata, Actinopteri, Gonorynchiformes, Chanidae. The record is from RefSeq and is a predicted model, not a curated record. The transcript is spliced from 19 exons.